AUGGCUUCCAUUAUGAAACUCGUGACAUCAGUUCUACUCGCCGCUUCUUUCGCCUCUGCAAGUCUCAAUACAGARUACAGCAACUCAGCAUUCCUCGAUGAAGCGAAAACUUACAAACUUUAUUGGAAAAUUGACGAUGAUGAAAAAAUAAUUUCGUUUGCUGUCGAGGUCAAGACACUCGGAUGGGUUGGCUUUGGGAUAUCGCCUGGAAAUGGAAAUAUGGUUGGAUCUGAUGUUGUGAUUGGCUGGGUUAAAGAUUACAAUCUUACAGGAGCUUACGAAGAUAAUGGCAAGACAGUACUGAAGUUUGUCCGUAAAUAUGAUACGUGUGACGAACAAGACGUAAAAAUUGAGCAAGGAACAGUACGAGUGGUCUACUCCUACCAUCCCAAUGAUCCCGAAUCCGARGACGAUAUCAAGCAACACACUGUUAAAGGCACAAGGUCUUUGCUCUUUCUUAAUAUCCUCACCAAAAAGCCAAACUUGCCCAAUGAUUUAAAAGAAUUUGACUUUCGAGUGAAUAUCAAUGUUUCCAGCAGAGAGACCUUGUAUCACUGCAAACCAUUCCAAAUGCCAGACUUCAACGAUACCAAGAAGCACGUCGUCAAGAUCUCACCUAUUAUCACCCCUGGUAACGAGGGUCUUGUCCACCAUAUCCUGGUUUAUGGAUGUAAAGAUGAUUUUCCUGUUUCUAAUCUCAGCGUUGAGGGAGCAUGUUAUGGAUCUAACAUGCCUGACCAUGUUAAAUCAUGCUCUGGGCGGUCGGUAGUUGCAGCAUGGGCAAUUGGUGGUGGUGAUUUUUACUUUCCCGAUCAUGUUGGUUAUCCUAUUGGAGACAACCUUGCAUUGAAGUUUGUUGUGAUGGAAAUUCACUACGACAAUCCUAAAAAGCUGACAGGACUCACUGAUCAGUCUGGUAUUCGUUUUCACUAUACUUCAACCCUACGCCAAUAUGAUGCCGAUAUACUUUGGGUUGGUUGGACCGUGAAUUUCUACAUGUGGAUUCCACCGAAUGAAAAGAAGUGGAAUUCGGUCGGCUACUGUCCAUCAAGCUGCACAAAACUCGGAUUAGCAAACAGUCCUUUAAAAGAGGGAGGUAUCAAAGUGUUUGCAGCUAUGCUUCAUUCUCACCUWCUUGGGACCGCACUAUGGACUAAGCACAUCCGCGAUGGAAAAGAACUGCCACAUAUAGUCAAGGACGAACACUAUGACUUUAACUUUCAGGAAACACAGGUUCUCAAAGAGGAAAGACRUAUCUUACCUGGAGACGUAUUGACGACACAUUGUCAGUUUGACUCCUCACAAAGGACAAAGCUUACAACGGGAGGACUAUCCACAAAAGAAGAGAUGUGCUUGAGUUACAUGUAUUAUUACCCUAGAGCUAAUUUGACCAAGUGCGUAUCAAGCGUCUACGGGAGUUAUGAAUUCGUAGAGGAAUAUAAAAAAAAGACGAACACAAGCGUAAAAGCCAGCGAAUUUAGGAACAUGGAAUGGAAGAAGGAGUGGACAGUGGACCUUGAGAAAGCCGAGAAAAGUGAAAAAUACACUCGAAUACAUUGCGAGGGCAUUAAGGGUGUUGAUUUGGAUCCGGUGGAUGGCCAAUUCCUUCCGAUUCCAUCUAUUAAAGUGGCCUUGAAUGAGACCAAAGACUGCAGUGUUCUUCCUACCACCCAACCGCCUCGCCCAGAAUCUGCCAGUGUCAAAGUCUCCGUUUCCGUUAUCAUGUUGGUUGCAGCAGUAUUUCUGGCUAACAUUGCUUAAUUUGGUUUCAUUUUCUUAUUGUUAUGUAAUCAAUUUUGUUAUUACUACUACAUUUUAAAGAUAUGAAACGGCGCGCGUGUCUCUGUCCUCUGAUAUAAACACAGUGGGAAUUGAAAAACACGAGAUAAGCAAACUUGGAAACACGACCGUAGCAAGUUUUCUCUUGAUUCUCGAGUGCUUUUCAACUCCCACCGUGUUUAUAUCAGAGGACAGAGACACAAGCGUCCAUUUUAUACCUUCAUUAUAAAUUUUUUCUGUGUUUUUCGAGCAAAAAGCAAAUUUUGCCGGUAAAUCGUGUAUCUGUCCUCUGAUAUAAACACGGUGGUCAGCCAAUCAGAGCGCGCGUUAUAUAUCGAAAAAAUUAUAAAUCACUAUAUAUUGUUUACUGUACACAGCACUCGGAUUAUGUAGUCUAUAGAACGAUUUGGACUUAAAUCGAUUUAAAAUGUGAUGCAGGGGUCACUCCUAUAUAUUGUUGUACGGGAAUGAUCUGGUCCUAAUCUGGUACCUAUAAAGGUAUCUGUAGAUAUGAGAAUAAAAACAAUUCCUUUCUAAACCUUUCAAGCAGAAGGUGUUUGAAGUUCAUGUCUCUAGAAGAAUAAAGAUAUUAUUAGAAAUAUA
Messenger RNA from Exaiptasia diaphana, 2382 nucleotides. Its product is annotated as DBH-like monooxygenase protein 1. NCBI's taxonomy places the organism in Eukaryota, Metazoa, Cnidaria, Anthozoa, Actiniaria, Aiptasiidae. Gene Ontology annotation, biological process: octopamine biosynthetic process; norepinephrine biosynthetic process; dopamine catabolic process. Gene Ontology annotation, molecular function: copper ion binding; dopamine beta-monooxygenase activity. Gene Ontology annotation, cellular component: secretory granule membrane. The transcript is spliced from 14 exons. Bases 1 to 1761 code for a protein of 586 amino acids. The record is from RefSeq and is a predicted model, not a curated record.